AGAAGGAAACACACACAGGAGAUACACAGUCAUUUGGCAUUUGCUGGAGUCUCUGGAGGAUUGAAGACUGUGAACAUGCAUCUGUGCGUAUGGAUCAGUGAAUUAUAGGAGCAUCUGUUUCUCAUCUGCGCGUUCAUGUUCAUAGAUUGAAGCAGCUUGACUUACACGAAGAGUUUUGCAGACUGCAGUAUGUUCUCUUCUGUAAAGCCGUAUGAAGGGCAGCAGUUCGCGUCCCUCAGGAAACAGUGCCAGCAGAACAAAAGUCUGUUUGAAGACCCUGUCUUCCCCGUGGUGGACCAGUCCCUCUUCUACGCUGCAAACCGCAUCGGAAAAGUCACUUGGAAGAGACCAAAGGAGCUCUGUGAUGAUCCGCACUUGUUUGUGAAUGGGAUUAGCGCUCAUGACCUGCACCAGGGGCAGCUGGGUAACUGCUGGUUUGUUGCAGCGUGUUCCAGUCUGGCCUCAAGAGAAGCACUUUGGCAGAAAGUCAUCCCGGAUUGGAAAGACCAGGAAUGGGACAAUCAGAAAGCGGAGAGCUAUGCUGGAAUCUUUCACUUCCGGUUCUGGCGCUUUGGAGAAUGGGUUGAUGUUGUUAUCGAUGACCGGCUGCCGACCGCGAACGGACAGCUCAUCUACUGUCACUCCAAUGAUAGUAAUGAGUUCUGGAGUGCUCUGGUGGAGAAAGCCUAUGCCAAGUUAUGUGGCUGCUAUGAAGCUUUGGACGGUGGCAACACGGCCGAUGCUCUCGUGGAUUUCACUGGAGGUGUGUCAGAACCCGUAGAUCUGCUGGAAGACAAGAAAACUCAGGAGGAGGAGGCCCGGAAUCAGCUGUUUGAGCGAGUCCUGAAGGUCCACGACAGAGGCGGUCUCAUCAGCUGCUCCAUCAGAGCGACCACUCAGGCAGACAUGGAAGCCCGUUUAGACUGCGGUCUGGUCAAAGGUCACGCAUACGCUGUAACCGAUGUGAGGAAAGUGCGUCUGGGCACCGGUCUGCUGGCGUUCUUCAAAUCAGAGAAGCUCUCCAUGAUCCGCAUGAGGAAUCCCUGGGGUCAGAAAGAGUGGAACGGAGCCUGGAGCGACAGCUCUGAGGAAUGGAAGCAAGUGAGUAAGAGCGAGAGAGAGAAGCUGGGUGUGACCGUGGCAGAUGAUGGGGAGUUUUGGAUGAAUUUUGAGGAUUUCAUCAAGCACUUCACAGACCUUAUUCUGUGUCGCAUGAUUAAUACCUCGUACCUGAGCAUCCACAAGACCUGGGAGGAGGACGUGAUGUGUGGCUCCUGGUCUCACCACGACGACCCUUUAAAAAACCGAUCCGGAGGCUGCAUCAACCACAAAGCCACCUUCCUCCAGAACCCACAGUACGUGUUUGAUGUGACAAAAGCAGAAGACGAGGUUUUGAUCUGCCUACAGCAGCAAGACAGAAGAGCUCAAUCCAAAGGUGGAAAAGGAGAGAAUCUGGCCAUCGGCUUUGAUAUCCAAAGAGUCGAGCUCAACAGGAAGUACCGCAUGCACACGAUCCAGAAGACGGUGGGCAGCUCCACCUACAUUAACUCCCGCAGCGUGUUUGUGCGCAAGGAACUGAAGGAAGGCCGCUAUGUCAUCGUUCCCACAACCUUUGACCCCAGCCAGCAGGGAAACUUCCUGUUACGUGUCUUUACAGACGAUCCUGCAACCUGCAAAGAGCUCACACUAGAUGAACCACCGCAAACAUGCUGGACGGGGUGUUGUGGUUACCCGAAGCUGGUCACACAGGUGCACGUGCACAGGGCUGAUGGACUCCAAGCUCAGGAUUCUGAUGGAUCGUGUGACCCGUACGUCAUCAUCACGUGUGAGGGAGAGAAGGUUUGUUCUCCGGUGCACAAAAACACUCAGACUCCAGACUUUGACGUGAAGGCUGUUUUCUACAGGAAGAAACCCAGCCAGCAGAUCUUCAUUCGGAUCUACAACCAUAACAUCCUGAAGGACUCGUUCAUGGGUCAGGUGGUCUUAACCGGUGAUCUGUCCGACCUGCAGCCGCUUCACACGGUUCACCUGCGGGACAAAGGCAACCGUCAGAAUAAUGAUCUGCCAGGUCUGCUGUCGGUAACCCUCAACACCAGUGACGUGCUGACCAACAUCUGAAGCUCACGUGUGGGCGGAGCCUGUUUUGUUUACGAGCGUUUCUGCAUCUGUGGUAAAUCAUUAACUACUUUAUGCACUUUGAUGUGCUGUCUAUCUCAUCUGAAGUAUGAAAAUGCUAAUUUCAUUUUGGAAUAUUUCUGUCUGCCAAGUAGUGACGCCAAAUUGACUUGUUUACAACAUCUUUUUAGCUUAAUGUUUUGAUAUUUCUGGUAUUAAUUCCUUACUGUUGUUCUUGUCUUGGAAAUUAUAUGUUUAUCAAUAUAUCAGUGUAUGCGUAUAUAUUAGUAUAUUAUCUACACAUAUCAAAGUUAUUUUAAAUUAUAUUUAUGCCAUCAUAUUAUCUUAGACUUUCAAGGUACAGGUUUUUUGUUUUGAAUCUGUUUAUGCGUUUGUAUAUAUAUUAUUUGAAUAUUUGUCAUGAUCUUGUCACUUUUUUUGACCAACCUUGGCUGAGCAUUUCAAUGUUGUACGAUUGCCAAACAACCAAAACAUUCCGAGUUUACACAUCUGUUGGAUUUUGUGAGUAGACAUGCAGUGUUAUUCUGGGUUUAUAUCUGUGUACUACAAAUCAGGAUUCAUUUAUGUUUGACAUCUACUUGAAAUGCAUCAGUGAUUGACACGUUAUCAAUACAGUGUAAUAUUCAUGGUGGCCACUAGGUGUCAGUAUGUAAGUGUGUAAGAGUGGAAAGUCACACAAGGGUUCACAAGUAUUUGGCCAUUUUACAAUGUUCUUAACACAAGCUGAAAACUAAGGCAUGUUAAAGAAAUCUCAUAUUCAGGUUUUUCCAGGCAAAACCUAAAUAUUAUGUCUUUUCGUAACUAAAAUAUUAUUUGUGAACACAUUGUCUUAUUAGGUUAGAGGCUAUGAGUUAACAGCAUGAGUGUGUUUGGACACAGAUGAUAUAUUUUCAAAUCAUUUUAAAAAACACAAUAAACAACAUUCCCUUCCUUGUUAAGUUUACACUUAGGGCUGUCACUAUUAUGAUGUUUGGCUGAUGAUUAAUUGCCAGAUAAGUAAUAAAUUGUCGAUUAGGUCUGUGAAAUUUAUUACAUCUAAGCCAUAUAUAUUGUCAUAUCAUUUUUUUAUUUGCUUCAUUAAAUAAUUGUGACUAUUUAA
Molecule: messenger RNA, 3235 nt
Organism: Triplophysa dalaica
Lineage: Eukaryota; Metazoa; Chordata; Actinopteri; Cypriniformes; Nemacheilidae
Gene: capn5a
Product: calpain 5a
Exons: 13
Coding region: 190-2118 (642 amino acids)
Biological process (GO): proteolysis
Cellular component (GO): cytoplasm
Molecular function (GO): calcium-dependent cysteine-type endopeptidase activity
Source: RefSeq, a predicted model, not a curated record